Messenger RNA from Hyaloscypha bicolor E, 1059 nucleotides. RefSeq names its product Aldo/keto reductase. Lineage: Eukaryota; Fungi; Ascomycota; Leotiomycetes; Helotiales; Hyaloscyphaceae. Bases 1 to 906 code for a protein of 301 amino acids. The record is from RefSeq and is a predicted model, not a curated record. The transcript has 6 exons.
AUGCCGGAGCCAGGCUUUAGAUUAGUCUUCUUCAGAGGCCCAGCUCCAAAGCCGCUGCUAGGCAGACACCGUGUUCUAAGACUUUCAAUUUCAGGCCGAGUUAGCCCUCUUCUCCCCGGGACGAUGAACUUUGGAACAUACUUCAAAUUCAGGAAUCAAUACAUGGGAGAACUCAGCAAAGAGACCGCCUUCCAGACACUAGAUCUCUACCACUCACAAGGCGGCAACUUCAUCGACACAGCAAACAACUACCAAGACGACGAGAUCGAAGAAUGGCUGGGCGAUGCCAUGCAACAAAACCGCAACGGGAUUGUCCUCGCCACAAGAUUCUCUGGAAACCAUAUCCUGCCACACGCCAAAGAGGGUACCAUCCUUUCAAGCUACGGCCGCAACAUCAGUAAAGCGCUCCUCUUCACCGUGCACAACUCGCUCGCUAAACUACGAACCAACUAUCUGGACAUUCUCUACUUCAACACGAUGCCGUUUGUAAUCUACCAGGGGCGCUGGAGCGUUGCGGACCGCGAGAUGGAACGCGAGAUAUUGGCGCUGUGUGAAGCUGAGCAGAUGGCAGUUGCCCCGUGGGAAGUUCUUGGUGGAGGCCGCUUCAAGACCGCAAAGCAGGUCGCCCAGCAGAAAGAAAAUGAUUCGAGGAUGGAACAUCAUCCUGGCAGGGCGAAGACAUUUGACCAGGUGGGAACGGUGAUGUUGAGUAGUGCGGAGGAGAAGGGCACGGCCAAUACUUUCCCACUCAUUGACCGGAGGAAGGUGGAGCAUUUGAAGGCUAACAUUGAGGCGUUGAGUGUUGUGUUGGAUGAGGAGGAUUUGAGGGAUAUUAGAAGGCGGGUGACUGGUCACUUGGGUUCACGUAUGGCGUUCUUGCCUUUGGCGGAAAUGGAAGGGAGUUGAGGAUCUUGCUAUUUUGACGCGUACGUUUGAUUAUGUGCCAGAGGCUAUCCGGCCCAGAGUGGAGUAGGGGUGAUGGGGAUAAAAAGUUGAAAGUGGGAGACUCCUUCUCAGAUUGAAGGAAGCCGCCGGAGAGCCUUGUAUGCUAAGUACUGU